CCAUCAGGCCCUGCAGCCGACGGAUGGGACAGCCGGAGCUGGGAGUGUGAAAUUAACUAAUCUCCUGACAGGAAACCCAGCAGGAGCAGCUGUCAGACUGGAACCAACCUGGAAAUGAAGCAGCAGUGAAGAACCAUGACUGGCUUCCAAACUAGCUGUGAUGUCAUGCAUCCCGCUGGCAGUUGUGGCGUUCAGCGUCGCUUACAACCAGAACAAGCAGCUGAUAGGCGAGCACGGCCUGAUGCCCUGUAAGAACUACCUCAACAGUGUCAAACGUUAUGUAGGAGGGAAGAUAGGCAUGGCUGCCUUAGCGUACACCCCCUCCGUCCUCUGGUUCAUGAGCUGGAGCGACAUGGAUGCCAACUUGGAUGGGAUUGCCCUGGUGGGGAUGGCGCUGUCGGGGUUUGUCCUGCUGACGGGAAUGGCCAAUAUGAUCAUCAUGGUCACUCUGUGGGUGCUCUACCACUCCCUGGUCAACGUGGGACAGCUGUGGUACUCCUUCGGUUGGGAGAGCCAGCUGUUGGAGACGGGCUUUCUGGCUAUUUUCUUGUGUCCGGUGUGGAGUCUGUCUCAGGUCCCCCGUCGCUGUCCGCCCUCCCUCGUCUGCAUCUGGACCUUCAGGUGGCUCAUUGUUCGCAUCAUGCUGGGAGCUGGUCUUAUUAAAAUCAGAGGCGACAAAUGCUGGAGAGACCUCACCUGCAUGGACUACCAUUACGAGACCCAGCCAGUUCCCAACCCCAUGUCCUACUACAUGCAUCGCUCUCCCUGGUGGUUCCAUCGCUUCGAGACAUUGUCCAACCACUUCAUCGAGCUCAUUGUCCCGUUCUUCACCUUCCUGGGCAGGCGGAUGUGCAUCGUGAAUGGAGCGAUCCAGAUCCUUUUCCAGGUGGUUUUAAUAGUGAGUGGGAACCUGAGUUUUCUGAACUGGCUGACCAUUGUUCCCAGUUUGGCCUGCUUUGAUGAUGCAUCACUGGGCUUCCUGUUUCGCUCCGGAUCAGGAGCCAAGAAGACGGUGCUGGAGAUACAGAAUGAGGAUGCAGCUGGUCGCACUGUAAAACCUAACAGAGGUAUGUUGAUUCGUCGGGUGGUGAACAUUUCUGUGGGCGUUCUGAUCGGCUUCCUGAGCGUCCCCGUGGUGAUGAACCUGCUGAGCUCCAGGCAGGUGAUGAACACCUCCUUCGACCCGCUGCGCAUCGUCAACACCUACGGGGCCUUCGGCAGCAUCACUAAGGAGCGUACCGAGGUGAUUUUCCAGGGCACCCUGAGCCCAGAUCCCAAAGACCCCGAGGCUGUCUGGGAGGAGUAUCAGUUCCUGUGUAAACCAGGAGACAUUUACCGACGACCGUGCCUCAUAUCGCCGUACCACUACCGGCUGGACUGGCUCAUGUGGUUCGCAGCCUUCCAGACCUAUGAGCAGAGUGAGUGGGUGAUCCACAUCGCGGGACGUCUGCUGUCCAACGACAGCUCCGUCCUCUCGCUGCUUGACCACAACCCCUUCCACGGCAGGGACCCACCCAGGUGGGUUCGAGGAGAACAUUUCAGAUACAAGUUCAGCCAGCCGGGCAGCGCCAACGCUGCACAGGGUAAGUGGUGGAUAAGAAAACGUAUCGGACUCUACUUUCCUGCUGUGGACCUGGAAGGACUCAGGGGCUACUUCCAGUCCAGGAACUGGCCUCAUCCUCACAUACCAACACACAGGAGCUAAACUCACGUCCUCUGACGUGACAUCAGACUGCAGUGCCAAGAGGAAACCAGAGGAAAGCAGGAGUGGCUUAAAACAGACCAUUAAAAGGUCAGUUUCUGUGCUGGAGUUUAACACCACGGAUGAAAUAUUACAUCAUGAAGAUCUGCUUGAUACGUUUUUUUUCCCCAAACAAUGUGAUGGUUUAAGGUUUCAGUCAGAGACGUAUCUUCAGUGGUCCUCGAUAAGGUGCUUGUUUCCUGACCUUUGUAUCUUAUAAAACAGUAACUGCCAAAUUUUGAACAUUUCUAUAUUAAAAGAAACAUCUCUUGAACUGGACGCAGCAGUGA
Stegastes partitus (bicolor damselfish) is the source of this 2031-nucleotide messenger RNA. It is a transcript of the gene lmf1, whose product is annotated as lipase maturation factor 1. Bases 161 to 1705 code for a protein of 514 amino acids. Lineage: Eukaryota; Metazoa; Chordata; Actinopteri; Pomacentridae. Gene Ontology annotation, cellular component: endoplasmic reticulum membrane. The record is from RefSeq and is a predicted model, not a curated record. Gene Ontology annotation, biological process: protein maturation. The transcript has 11 exons.